CAUUAUUUACGGCAGUGGGCGGUUUUAAACGUAGUCAAAUUGUUCAUGGAUAAAAAAACAUUACAGUAGCUAUAGUAGUGUGCAGUAAAGGGGGAAUUCUUCAGGGGAAUUAUUCUUUAUAUUCGUUCCAAGAUGAGAAGAAGAGUUGAUGAGUCUGUUGCAUCCAAACGAAAUGAGGAGAAAGGGGUUAAAAAUAAGGUUCAGGUACAAACCAGGUCAUCAUGGUGGGUGUGGGUGAAAAGGGCACUGAUAGCUCUUUGCACUCUGUAUGUGACCACGCCAUUUGUUCUGCGAUUGUUUCCCAGUGUCAUGCAAUACCUGGUUUAUAAACAUGCAGUAACGUAUUUUGUUGACCUGAGCCGUCCCUCUGAUCUUGGCCUCAAUCACACCGUCAAUAUGUACCUGACCUCAGAAGAAGGAGUGACACUAGGAGUAUGGCUCACGGUUCCUGAGCAAAAGUGGAAGGAGUCUCAAGGUAAAGGUUUGGAGUGGUAUGAGCAGUCUUUAGGGGAUGGUUCCCCUGUUUUCAUCUACUUCCAUGGUAAUACCGGUAACAGAGCAGCUCCACAUCGCGUGGGAGUUGCCAAUGUGUUAAGUUCUCUUGGAUAUCAUGCUGUGGUUAUAGAUUACAGAGGAUUUGGGGAUUCCACCGGAGAGCCCACUCAGGAUGGACUGACCACUGAUGCACUUUAUUUGUACCACUGGGUACGGGCACGCAGCAAGGACAGCCCGGUCUUCAUUUGGGGUCACUCUCUUGGCACUGCUGUGUCAUCAGGCAUUGCAGUGAUACUUCAAGAGAAAGGAAACCCUGUUGAUGCAGUGAUACUUGAAGGUGCUUUCACAGCUGGAAAAUUGCAAAAAGGUCAACCCCAUCCUUUCACCUGGUAUUACUGGAGAUUUCCAUAUAUACAGUACUACUUUUCCCUAGACUCAAUUGAAGCAAAUAAACUUGACCUGUCCAAUGUUGAAAACUUAAAAAAAAUGAGGACACCUCUUAUGAUCCUUCACUCUAAAGAUGAUCACAUGGCUCCUUUCUGGAUGGCUGAGGAACUUUACAACACUGCUAAAAGUGCAAUGAAGUCAGAGGAAAAAGUACAACUGGUUGCAUUUGAUGGAUCCCAUGGAUAUCUUCAUAAUGGGCUUUAUAGGGACCCUGCAUUGCCAAAUUAUAUACGGGAGUUUGUGCAGUCUGUUGCAAAGUAAUCUGAAGGCUUCCAUGGCGGGACAAAGUUAAACCUGCACAUCUCAUCUUCACUUAUGUUUUACUAUCUCUUUUUAACUUUAGUGAUGUGUUCAUGUUUAAAUCAGUUUAGUUAGAAGUCACUCAUUCAAAAGUAUAGAUACCUCUCUCUCUCUCUCUCUCUCUCUCACACUUCUUUCUAACCAGCAGUUUCUAGAGAGCAGAAACAGUCCAUAUUUCCCAGUGUUCGCGGUUGGUUUUAGAUUAGCUUGAAUGAAAUAGAAAAGCAGAUUGAAAGAAUGAGUGUACACUCAAUCCUAAGACACUGAAGAAUUCUUAGAAAUGUGCGAAAGCCACCGCUGUUGUGUGGCUACAAAUCAAUUAUAGGUGCACUGACAUAAUGGAAGUCAUCCAGAAGCUUAUGGUGGGCAACAACUAACUGUGUGAUUUCUAACCGUGUGAUCUUUUCAUAAAAACUUUUUCCAAUUCUGGUAAAGAAAAUAUAGAAAUGUCUAUGUAUUGUGUGAAAAACAGAUCUUUCUCUUCUGUCUGUAUCUUUAUGAUAUCUUUAUGAUAAUGCCUUGUAAUAUGAAUACUGCCUUAAAAAAGGUCAAAAUAAAUACUACAGGGAAUUUAUUAAUAAACUUAGAAUUCAAUUUAAAGGACCCUGAUAAUGAUGCUGAUGAUUUUUUUUGUAUUGUAAAGUUAACAGCCAUAGGAUCCAAUAAGACCCUGAUGAUGACACUGGUAAUAAAGAUGUGUAAAAAAAAAUAAACCAUAAACUACCUGAUUAUGAUUCUUCAGAUCUUUGGGUAAAUAAUGAUGCACAGAUAUUUUGUAUUGUAAGGGAAAUGGUCAUAGGAUCUAAAAAAAAGAUUAUGAUGAUGUAAACAAAAAAUAAACAUUAAACUACAUGA
Tachysurus vachellii is the source of this 2097-nucleotide messenger RNA. RefSeq names its product Monoacylglycerol lipase ABHD12-like. The record is from RefSeq and is a predicted model, not a curated record. Gene Ontology annotation, cellular component: endoplasmic reticulum membrane. Lineage: Eukaryota; Metazoa; Chordata; Actinopteri; Siluriformes; Bagridae. Gene Ontology annotation, molecular function: monoacylglycerol lipase activity; phosphatidylcholine lysophospholipase A1 activity. Gene Ontology annotation, biological process: monoacylglycerol catabolic process; phosphatidylserine catabolic process. The transcript is spliced from 13 exons. Bases 133 to 1203 code for a protein of 356 amino acids.